Molecule: messenger RNA, 7491 nt
Organism: Insectozyma verbasci
Lineage: Eukaryota; Fungi; Ascomycota; Pichiomycetes; Serinales; Debaryomycetaceae
Source: the annotation of a GenBank genome assembly
AUGAUUGAAAUACCAGAUCUAAAUAAACAACAUCGACAACACCAACAUCAACAAUCAUUCCAUAUAGAUAAUGAACCAGAUGAUAUAGUAGAAACAGAUGACAUAUAUACUGCUACUAAUGAUGAUGAUGAUGACAAUAGUAUUACUAAUGAAUUUAAUGACUUUAAUGAUAAUAAUAUAAAACAACAACAGAUUGAAUAUGGUUUAAAUAUAAUACCAAAUUUGAAAGAGCAUUCAAUUAAUUUUAAAUUACAACAUCCAGCGAAUUUGGAAAUACCUAGAACUUCUACUCCAGAAGAUUUAGACCAAGUUGGUCAGUUAAAAUCUCCUAUUUCGGCCAUUAUUCCUAUCGAUCAUACUCAACCUUCACCUCAAUUACCUCCACCACUUUCAUCAAUACCUUUACAGAAACUAACUUUAAGUCAAACCAAUAAUGAAGAAUUUGGAUCUAUACGAAAGGGUUUAGCUACUGAUUUAAAAACUCCUGUUGAAUAUACCCUACAUAUUGUGUUUACUCAAUUUGUAAGACAUACAGAACGAAAAUUAAAUCAAUUUUUAGAUUUCCCAUUACAUGAAGAACCACCGAUUUUAAAAAUAUUUGAAAAAGGUAAAGAUCCUGUAUUUGAUAAGAUCUUAAAAGAAUUGGGUUAUAUUGCAAAAAGAAAACCAAAACCUGUGAUUGAUACAAUAAUGUUCUGGAGAAAAUCAAAAGGAGAAGUAGCUGCUUUAGCUGCUUUAGAAAUUGAAAGAGUAAUAUCGAUAGCUAAAACUAAUUUAAACAAAGUGUCAGAUGAUAAUAAAUCCAUAAAAAAUAGUACUGGAUCUAAGAGAAGUUUAAGUUUAAUGAGAUCAAAAAGUAUUUCCAAAUUGUCUCAUAAGCGUAAUCAGUCUGUUCAAAGCUUAGAAGAACCUAUGCAUGAAGAAUAUAUAAAACAAAAACAAUAUUAUGAUUUACAAAUUGCUAAUGCAAGACAAACUGCCAUUCAUGCUGAAAAAAAAUCAAUUGCAUCAAUUUAUAUUCUAUGUAGAGUAUUAAUUGAAAUUGUUGAACAAGCUUCAAAUGCAAUGGAUGAAGACUUAGGUGAUAAAUUAGAGGAGAUUGUUUAUACUCAAUUGAAAACCACUGAUCCAACAAGUUCUGAUCAAUCAAUGAUAAGAGCUGCAAACUGGAAUUUAUUUGCUCAAUUAUUAGGUGUAAUGUCGAAGCAAAGAUUCAUCUCAGUAAGUGAUAGGUUCAUAUCUGACAUUGAACAAAUUCCAAAAGAUGUUAAACCAGAAUUGCAACCAAAAUUAUAUUUACUAAUUAAUGGUAUGAGAUAUUUAAGAUUGAAAAAUUACCCCAUUGAUGAAUUUGAAGAGAGUGCUGAAUUUAUACAAUCAUUGGCAAAGUUUUUUAGUUUAACAACUAAUGAUAUGUUAUUAUAUGGUUAUUGUGAUGUUUUAAAUUCACUUAUUUUACCUUUAGCUAAAAGUUUAACUGCAGAAGUAAAUUAUCCAACUUGGGUAGAAGCAAUUGAUAAGAUAUAUAAAAAAGGAAUUAAAAUGUGGAAGCUGAAUUUAUCAUCACCAAUGUCAGCAAAUUUACCAUUAUUUGAUAAUCAUAAAAUUCUCACUUAUAAAUCUUCAAGUUGGUCUUAUUCAAUAACAUUAAUAACAGCUGCAUUAUCAGUAUCAAGAAAAGAUUUAUUUCAAAAUUGGUUCCAAUUUAUAGAGGACAAUUCACUGAAGUUAAAACCAAAGGUUGAUGAUAAUGAAAAAACAAUUUAUAUAACAUCAAUAUCAAGAUUGACUUGGGUAUAUCUCAACAGAUUUCCUGACACCCUUAAUAAUACCAUCAAACGUUUAGAUUCACUAUUUCAAUUAUUAUUUUUCAAUCCAUUAUCAAAGAAACAACAAUGGAUAACCCUUGAUUCCAAUUUAAUAACUGCUUUAACUGAAUUAAUUACUAUUGUUGGAUAUACUCACAUAAAUUAUAUACUAGAACAUGUUUUGAUCAAAUUGAUUCACAGUUUUCAUGGAACAAUUGAAUCUAUAAAUCCAGAAAAGUUAAUAAUUGCAAUUAAAAGUUAUAUUUCAAUUUUGACAUGUAUUGAAUUCCAAGAGAAACCAUCAUUUCCAAUUGAUGAUUUUGAAAUAAAAGAAUCCGGGGAAUUUACAUUUACGGCAAAAAGUGCUACUAAUUUGAUAGCUCAUCAGGAGAUUUCUAAAUCGUUAGGUUCCUUGUUGCAGCUAUUUGAUCAACACUAUGGAAAUAAAUUCAACGAACCUACACAAACUAAAAACAAUGGAAUUUUUCAAUUCUCAAGUGUGACAUCUACCAAUUUCAAUACAGAAUUAUUUUCAACCUUAAUAUAUGCUAUUCCAUAUAUAAUGGUUCCAUUGAAACAGGAUUCCCUUUGUGGAAUAUCAUUUAAACAAAUUGUUGAAUUAUUAACUAGAAAUGUUUUACACACUGAUGACAAAAUAUCCUCCACCUCCGUUAAUGCUUUAAAAAAAAUUGCAACAAGAACGAAUCCAUCUACUUUAUUAACUAUAUAUGCAAAAUUGGCAUUUAAAUUAAGUGACAAAAUGGGUAUUUACGACCCUACUUAUCAGUUUUCUGAUAAUUUUUUAAAAUUACAAAAAUUAUAUACUGAAUUGCUAAAUUGUUGGUUGAAAUCAUUAAUUGAAUUAAAAGAAAGCAGGAAAAAAACAGUACCGGAAAACAUCUAUCAAAAAAAGAAGGAAGAUGAUUUAUAUUUAGUGACUGAUAAAAAUUAUGAUGUGAAUCAAUUGGAAGAAUGGAAACCUAUUGAUGAUAUUGAAUGGAAAUCAAUAAUAACUGCGAUUGAAGGUAUUGAAGGUAUUGGUUUAUUUUUCCUUUGUUCACAAGAUCCAAAAACUAGAUAUUAUAGUUUAUCAAUUUUGAAGACGGUCGAACAAUUUGAUCAAGUUAUUUAUGACAUUACAAAUGAAGCAACUACGAAAAAACAACAUACUCGUACUUCUUCAAAGUUUGUUGCUGAUGAAGGCACAAGAUUGAUCCACGUUCUCGAAGAAAUUGAUUUUAUGAACUUGAUAAAACCAUUUAAAAAGGAAUUGAGUAUUCCGGAAAGAACAAGAUUGACUAAAUUGAAAAAUAAAAAGAAUAUUUUAUUAAGAUUAGCUGAAUCUGAACAAGGAAUUGAUUCUAAAAUUUGGUUUAGAUUAUAUCCUAAAGUAAUUGAAAUAUUUUUUGAAAGAUGUCCUAUACCAGUUGCUGUAUGUCGUGAUAUUGUAUGUGUUAGUCUUGUUCAAAUGCAUGAAAUUGUUUCUGAUUAUUCGGAAAAGGAUAAAUUCUUUUCAGUUUUCCUGAAGAAUCCAACGGGUAAUAUUCCUCCUGAAAUUUUAAUAAAUCAAUGGAAAUUGUAUCUCAUAUUUGUUUGUACUUCAUUAACUACCACUGGUGAACAAAAAAUUUCACUCCCACAACAACCUACUCAUGGUAGAAAAAAAUCCGUCCCUAUAUUUAUUCAACAUCAAAAGAUAACUAGUGCGAAGUCAGUAUUUAGAAUGGUUUUACCAUUAUUAAAUUCAUCACAGAUUAGAAUUAGAGAAGCUGUAAUUUUGGGAUUGAGUCACAUCAAUAUUAACAUUUUCAAAACAUUUCUUGAAAAUAUACCAUUAGCUACUAAUGAUUGGAAUUUGGAUAGACGUAAUUAUGGUGACGAUAGGUACAGAAUUGAAAUUAUUCAUAUCAUGAUGAACUUAACUGCUAAGUUCAAACAACAUGAUUUAAUUUACAAUGAUGAUACAAUAAUUGCAAAUUUAGUCACGAUCGUAAAGAAGGUAAAAUCAUUUUUAACAUUACCUGACGUACAAAUUAAUAUUGAUUUUCAAAGACUUCGAAGAUAUUUUGCUGGAUUUCUUGAGAACGUUUAUAUAGGAUUACAAUCAAAAUUAGAUGAUUGGUUACCUUUUGAAGCUAGAAUCUCAUGUUUUAACUAUCUUAAAGAAUGGUGUGGACUUGGGGAUUCAAAAGGUAUAACUGAAGAUAGAUAUGAUAUUAUGAUUCAACGUGUUUCUAAGGAUUCUCCAGCAAUUGCAUUAUUAGAUUUAGAAAGGAAAAAAUUAGAUCACGCUAGUUUAAGUUGUAUGGCUACUUUAUGUUCAAGUCAAAUAAAACAAACAAUUGUUGGUGAUAUAGCAAUUGUAUCAUUUGAUAUUCCUGGUUUGAUGAAUUGGAUUGAAUGUUUAUUGAAUUCCGAAUCUGAAAAAGUUCAAGAAAUUGGUUCAACUGCUUUGAAAAACUUAUUGAUGAAUAAUUUUGAUAAUCCUGAAAUUAAAUCAUUUGUUAUAAAACAAUGUUAUACAUCACAUUCAAUAUCCAUUAUCAGAAAAUACUUUUGUACUUUUGCCGAUGCAUACAUGGAAAAAGAAGAUGAUGAAACAGCACCUGAAGAUAUUGUAUCAUUAGCUGGUUAUUUAUGUGGUAAUUAUAAAUUAGAUAUUAGAAAAUCAGCAGUUACCUUGUUAGAAUAUCUUGAAGAGAAACAUUUGAAAACAAACAGGUUGAGAAUAAUUGUUGAUCAGAUAUGUAGUGAGAAUUCGGUAAUAUUCAAAAAGGCGAUGUAUGAAAUGUCAGUUAAAAUGCAAACUAAACCUGAAAAAUUGUUUAUAAGAUCAAGUUAUUUACUCAAGUAUUUUAAUUAUGUAAAUAAUGAUGCAAGAAAAGAUAUAGUGGUAUUAUUACUUCCAAUGGUUAGUAAGAUUGUAUUAAAUGAAGACCCACCUUCAUUAAUGUUGAUUACAAAUCUUAUUGAGAUUACAAUCAAAUAUGGUGAUUCAUUUUCAUCUGAAUUUCAAGCAUUAUGGAAUUCAUUAGCAACAAACAAUUUUGAUAAAGUGUUUGAGUUCCUAUUCAAAUUAUGUCUUGAAAAGAAACAUUCAAUAUUUGUUCAAAGUAGUAGGUCAAUUAUCAAUUAUUUAACCCUUUCCAAUCCAUUAUUUGUUAUUGAAAAAUUGAUAAGUAAUUUACAACCAAAAUUAAUGGUCCCACCACAGGUUAAAUUAAAUUCUCCUUGUGAUGAGUUCUUGGAUUUACCUUAUGUCGCAGAUUUAAAUAAAUUGAUACCUCUCAAUGAAAAAGAUUCUGCAUUUUCAGUUGGUCAAUUAUCAAUGGUUUUUCUUGCUGAUCUAUUGAUUGAAAAAGAUGGAGUUAUAAUUGAAAAAUUACCACUAUUAUUACACAUUGUUUUUUCAUUAUUAGAUCAUUAUUUACCUAUCAUUAGAGAACAAGCAGCUACUUUAUUAAUUCAUAUAAUUCACGCAUUAAGUGAUGAUCCAAAACUGAAUGAAGUGAUUAAAGCAUUGAGAACUAAAGAUAAUUCAAAAGAUUUAUGGGUUUAUGAUGAUUUAAACAAUGAUAAAAAAGGAGCAAGAACUCCUGGAAAUAUGGAUUUAUUAAUUAGAAAUAUAAUCUCAAUUUUUGAUAAAAUUCCAAAUUUACAAGAUGAUUGGAGUAGAGUUGCAUUGAUUUGGGCUACUACAUGUGCAGUUAGACAUAUUGCAUGUAGAUCUUUUCAAAUAUUCAGAUCAUUAUUAUCGUUUUUAGAUCAAAGUAUGCUUAAGGAUAUGUUGCAUAGAUUAUCAAAUACAAUUAGUGAUGAAACUGUUGAUAUUCAAGGAUUUGCAAUGCAAAUUUUAAUGACAUUAAAUGCUAUUACUGCAGAAUUAUCAUCUGAAAAAUUGAUUGACUUCCCACAAUUAUUUUGGUCUAGUGUUGCUUGUCUAAGUACAAUUCAUGAACAAGAAUUCAUUGAAGUUUUAUCAACAAUGAACAAAUUUGUUUCUAAAAUUGACUUAGAUGCAAGUGAUACUGUUUCCUGUUUAAUUUCUACAUUUCCUCCAAAAUGGGAAGGUAGAUUUGAAGGAUUACAACAAAUUGUUAUGGUUGGUUUAAGAUCAUCAACUUCAUGGGAACCGUCACUUAAAUUUUUAGAUAAAUUGAUAACUUUAAACGAUUCACAAAUUAUUGGGAUGGGGAAUCCAAGAAUUUUAACGGCAUUAUUAGCUAAUAUGCCUAGAUUUCUUCGUUCAUUUGAUUCUGAUUUAGAUAUUUCAACAACUGCAUUAGGCAUUAGUAGAUUAGCUGAAAAUAGUAAUAAGGAUUCAUUAGCUAGAAUUUUAUCCUCAUUAGCUAAAGGCAAAUUUAGGUCAAAAAGAGAUUUUUUAAAUCAAACAGUUCAAACAAUAGAACGUUAUUUCUUUCCAGAUUAUGAAGCACAAACAUUAGUAUUAUUAUUAGGUUUAUUAUCUAAUAAAAUUGCAUGGGUUAAACUUGAAACAAUGUCAAUAUUAAAAUUAAUUUUCCCCAAAGUUGAUCUACAAAAAGAUGAAUUUUUAGGAGUUGGUGCAGAUUUGAUAAGUCCGUUACUAAGAUUAUUAUUGACUGAAUAUGCUGAUCCUGCAUUGGAAGUUUUAGAUGAAGCUGUAACUAUAUCAGGAUCUCAAUUAGAUAAAGAUGUAUUGAGAAUGUCACUUGGUAAUACAUCGAUGAAGAAAGAAUAUGAAAAUACAGCUACUUUAUUUGGUAUACCUGAUGAAAGUGGUUGGUCAAUUCCAAUGCCAGCAGUUACAAGUGCAAGUACAAGAAAUAAUGUCCAUGCAGUGUUUUCUACAUGUUUAGUUACAACAGAUUCUGUUGAAAAGAAUGAAGAAGCAGAAGUUGUCUUCCAUUUAGAAGAAUAUUAUCCACCAACUGAAAAAGUUAAAAAAGAAAUUAAGAAUACAGAUUUUUAUAAUGACUCAAAUUCAGUUAACGUUGAAGAUCCGCCUGAAGCGUCAUUAAGCAACGUCUGGGCUGCAUUAGAUGACUUUGAUUCAUUUUUCACCAAAGAUGCUGAUGGAAAUGGAGUCGUAUUACCUAUUUCGCAAUUACAUUCAGCUAAUGUCCCAUUGAACAAUAAUUAUCAUGGACAUUCAGCUUCUGUUGAUACAAAAUAUAGUACUUCAAGUGAUAAUUCAUUAAUACCAAUGGAUUCUGCUCCAAAUAUUUACGAUAAGAAUGUUUCACUAAUAUUAAAUAGAAGUUUGGCAAGAACACAAUCAAACACAUCUUUCAAAACUAAUCUUGCCGAUUCAAUAGGUAAUUCUCCACAUUCAUCAAAUUUAUUUCAAUCAUCAAUUAGAAGAUCUUAUAUGCCAUUUAAAAAAACAACUCCUCAAAAUUCAAGUUUAACUACUCCAACAUUACAAACAGGAUUUGAUAAAACAUCAUCAUCAUCAUCAACAUUAAUAAAAACACCAAUACUAACUACUCCAAAAUAUGAUCUAAAAGAUGAAGGAGUUAACAGAUUUGAAGGUCUAUUAACUGGUAAAAAAAGAUCAAAAAAAUCAAUAAUUACCAAGAAUUCAAUAUCUCCAAAUGCAUCUCAAACUAGUAUAUCACCAGAUUUACACACACAAACUAGUUUUACAAAGAAACCAACUUCAACAGAGAAUCAAAAGAAGAAUUCACAGAAGUUUAAAUAA